UAGUAAUUGAAUCACUGAGAGGCCUACCUCCAGUAAAUGAGGAAAGCAUAAUUUUUAAAGAAGAUCGGCAAGCGGCAGGAAAGAUAUUUGAGAUAUUUGGUCCUGUUUUACAUCCUUUUUAUGUGUUAAGAUUUAACAGCUCUGAGCAUAUCAAAGCAAAAGGUAUUAAUGUGCAAGAUAGCAUGUAUUUUGCUCCAUCAGUGGAGGACUUCACCCAGUAUAUAUUUGCAGAGAAACUAAAACAGGAAAAAGGUUCAGAUGCAUCUUGGAAGAAUGACCAAGAGCCACCACCUGAAGCCUUGGAUUUCAGUGAUGAUGAAAAAGAAAGGGAGGCCAAACAAAAGAAAAAGAAGCCUCAAAGUCAAGGAAGAAAGAAACUCAAACCAGAAACAAAUGCGUUAGGUGAGAAUAAAAGACAUCAGUCAAUGCCACAGCCUACUUCCAGUUACUCAAGGGGGUACUGUGGCAGAGGAUUCUUCAGGGAUCCCUUUCCUCCUCCAUCAGGCCCCCCAGGUUUUUUGAGACCACCAGUGAGACCGCCACAGCUGUACCCUUCAGACGUCAGAAUGCAUCAGGAGUCUCCAGCGUUUCCACAGCCUCAUAGGAAGGAAAACCCAAUGGUGCAACAGUAUGCCUUUCCUCCUCCAGAGUAUGGGUCUGUUAAUAACAUGCAUCAAUUCCAUCUCCAGCCCUCCAAUCUGAAUACGAUGUGGACAGGCCCGAACGUGUACAACUCGUCAUACCCGUUCUUACCACCCCCACCGCCGCCUCCUCCACCUCCUGCAGACAGCCACCCUCCUCAGUUCAGCCCUUACUGA
This is a messenger RNA of Merops nubicus (carmine bee-eater), 818 nucleotides long. RefSeq names its product nuclear assembly factor 1 ribonucleoprotein (gene NAF1). Gene Ontology annotation, cellular component: sno(s)RNA-containing ribonucleoprotein complex. Gene Ontology annotation, molecular function: RNA binding. NCBI's taxonomy places the organism in Eukaryota, Metazoa, Chordata, Aves, Coraciiformes, Meropidae. The record is from RefSeq and is a predicted model, not a curated record. Gene Ontology annotation, biological process: ribosome biogenesis; pseudouridine synthesis; box H/ACA snoRNP assembly. The annotation marks the transcript as partial. The transcript has 5 exons.